AUGGCCCUGGCCUUGUGGAUCUUCAGUCUGCUGGGCUCAGCCUGCUCGGUGUCGGCCAACAUCUUCGAAUACCAGGUGGACGCCCAGCCCCUGCGUCCUUGUGAGCUGCGGAGGGAGGAGGCCUUUCUGAAGGGAGCAGACCACGUUCCUCAGUGCGCAGAAGACGGAAGCUACCAGACAAUCCAGUGUCAGAAUGAUGGGGGCUCCUGCUGGUGCGUGGAUGCGGACGGCCGGGAGGUGCCGGGCAGCAGGCAGCCUGCUCGGCCCGUGGCCUGUCCGUCGUUCUGCCAGAUGCAGAAGCAGCAGAUCUUGCUGAGCGGCUACAUGAACGGCACGACCACGGCCUACUUCCCCCAGUGUCAGGAUUCGGGGGAUUACGUGCCCGUGCAGUGCGACCUGGGGCAGGACCAGUGCUGGUGUGUGGAUGCAGAAGGGAUGGAGGUGUACGGGACGCGCCAGCCGGGGAGGCCGACUCGGUGUCCCAGGAGCUGUGAGAUAAGAAACCGCCGUCUCCUCCACGGGGUGGGAGACAAGUCACCACCGCAGUGUUCUCCAGAUGGCGGGUUCAUGCCUGUCCAGUGCAAGUUUGUCAACACCACGGACAUGAUGAUUUUUGACCUGGUUCAGAGCUACAACAGGUUUCCAGAUGCAUUCGUGACCUUCAGUGCCUUCCGGAGCAAGUUCCCCGAGGUGUCUGGGUAUUGUCACUGUGCGGACAGUCAAGGGCGGGAGCUGGCUGAGACAGGUUUGGAGCUGUUACUUGAUGAAAUUUAUGACACCAUUUUUGCUGGCCUGGACCUUGCUUCCACCUUCGCCGAAACCACCCUGUACCGGAUAUUGCAGAGACGGUUCCUCGCGGUUCAGCUCGUCAUCUCUGGCCGAUUCCGAUGCCCCACAAAAUGUGAAGUGGAGCGGUUCACAGCGAGCAGCUUUGGUCACCCCUACAUCCCGAGCUGCCACCGCAAUGGGGGCUACCAGGCAGUGCAGUGCCAGCAGGGAGGGCCAUGCUGGUGUGUGGACGCCCGAGGGAAGGAGAUCCAUGGAACUCGGCGGCAAGGCCAACGGCCAUCUUGUGCUGAAGAUCAAUUCUGUACCUCAGAGAGGAGGCAGGCCCGGUCUAGACUACACUUUGGGCCCUCGGGCUACUUCAGCCAGCACAGCUUGUUCUUGGCUCCCGAGGGAAGGCAGGUGUCUCCGAGAGUAGCCAGAUUUGCCACCUCCUGCCCACCCUUGAUCAAGGAGCUCUUUGUGGACUCUGGGAUUCUCCACCCAAUGGUAGAAGGGCAGGAUAAACAGUUUUCUGCCUCAGAAACUGUCCUCAGAGAAGCCAUUGGAGCGAUUUUUCCCUCCCGAGAGCUGGCUCGUCUUGCCCUUCAGUUUACCACCGACCCAAAACGCCUCCAGCAAAACCUCUUUGGAGGGAAAUUUUUGGUGAAUGUUGGCCAGUUCAACUUGUCUGGAGCCCUUGGCACAAAAGGCACAUUUAACUUCAGUCAAUUUUUCCAGCAGUUUGGUCUCCCAGGCUUCCAGAAUGGAGGGACCGAUCUAGCCAAGCCCCUCUCCUUGGGAUUUGAUUCAAAUCCUGCCACAGAACCUCCUGAAGCCUCUAAGAAGGGAGCUGCUAUGAAUAAGCCGAUUGUGGGCAGCUUUGGCUUUGAGAUCAACUUGCAAGAGAACCAAAAUGCCCUGACAUUCCUUUCAUCUCUCCUGGAGCUUCCAGAAUUCCUUCUCUUCUUGCAGCAGGCUCUUUCGGUGCCAGAAGACAUAGCAAGGGAUCUAGGUGACGUGAUGGAAAUGGUGCUCAGCUCCCAGGGCUGUGAGCAGACACCCGGCAGCCUUUUCGUCCCACUGUGCUCGGCAGAAGGAAACUACGAGGAUGUCCAAGUGUGA
Messenger RNA from Leptonychotes weddellii (Weddell seal), 1890 nucleotides. The record is from RefSeq and is a predicted model, not a curated record. Lineage: Eukaryota; Metazoa; Chordata; Mammalia; Carnivora; Phocidae.